Oncorhynchus masou masou (cherry salmon) is the source of this 3399-nucleotide messenger RNA. Its product is annotated as glycogenin-1-like. The annotation marks the transcript as partial. The transcript is spliced from 4 exons. The record is from RefSeq and is a predicted model, not a curated record. NCBI's taxonomy places the organism in Eukaryota, Metazoa, Chordata, Actinopteri, Salmoniformes, Salmonidae.
CAUUCAAACAGUCAGUACUCAGUCUACACCUCCCUUCCAGCAUUCAAACAGUCAGUACUCAGUCUACACUUACCUUCCAGCAUUCAAACAAUACGGUGGCAACGCCAAGGUGGUCCACUUCCUGGGUCAGACCAAGCCGUGGAGCUACACGUACGACCCCAAGACCAAGAGGGUCAGUGGGGACAUGCAGGAGACCUCCACACACACCAGCUUCCUUCUGGACUGGUGGUUCCUCUACUCUUCCUCUGUGGUGCCCAUGAUGGUGGAGGAUACGGAGACCAGCCUUUCCACUCUGGCUGUGUGGAAGUUCAUCACCCUCUCAUUCGUCCAUCUAAAGUUCCAGUCCCCUGUCAAAGAAAAUUGUGACCACCAUGGUCACUGGCCUGGGUCAUGGUCACAGAUCAAUAGUCACAAGGAAGGUGGCUGGAAGGGAAACAGCUCGUCACAUGACUCCCAUCACACUGAGCCAUACAUGUCACCAGAGACAUCCGAGGAACGCAAGCAGAAAUGGGAGCAGGGCCAGGCGGACUACAUGGGAAUGGACUCGUUUGACAAUAUCCAGAAAAAGCUUGACGCUUUUCUCAAAUAAAGGGAAACUGAGUUUGACUGAUUCAGUUUUUUUAGUUUCACCCCCCCCCCCACCCAAUUCUCCAUCUUACCAAUAGUUGAUUCUCCAUAUUAGUGAGCCAUUACCCACCCCAGCUCCGAAGACUACAACACAAUUCUGUUACGAUGGGAAACAUUCUGACAUUGUUGGCAGAGGGCAUCCAACUGAGCAACACUUGUAUAGUAUGUUUAUCCUGUUAUAUAUGUACUGUGAAGAUCACGACACUGAAGCACCGAUUUAUUGACAAGCUUUUACAAGUCCUAUCUACUUUUUUUUUCUAUUUGAAAAUGUUUAGAGAAUUAAAACCGCAAUAAAAUAUAAUAAUUAAAUAUGGCCUUGGUAUAUGGACAUGAGCCUUUUUCCACGUGUGGACACUUUGACAAAGAUGAUCUAUACAGUACGUCUUGUAGUUUCAUAGAUGUCGGCUAUACACUGUUUAACUGAGCUGAUGUGAUGUCCUGCCAUGUCUGUAGUCUACCUGGGCCUUCAGAAAGCAUUCAGAACUCUUGACUCGAUCCACAUUUAUUUGUUACAGCUUGAUUUUUAACAGAUUUUGUCACACAAUAUCCCAUUUUGUCAGCGGCGUAUGUAUUUUUAUUUAUUUUAGACACAUUUAAAUUAACUGAUGUCUCGUCAAGUAUUCAACCCCUUAUGGCUUAAAUACGUGCUUAAGUUGCCUGAAUAAUGUUGAACAUGAUUUUUGAAUGAGUCAUCGCUGUACCUCCCCAUACAUUUAAAUGUGAAUGUAACAGAUUCAACCACAAAGAUCGGAGGUUUUCUAAUGCCUCGCAAAGAAGGGCACCUAUUGGUAGAGGGCUAAACAUUUUAGAAAAAGCAGACAUUGAAUAUCCAUUUGAGCAUGGUGAAGUUACUAAACUUGGGACGGUGUAUCAAUACAUCCAGACGUCCUUUCUAACUCAGUUGCCGGAGAAAAAAAUGGAAACCACAUCCAUACGGCCAAUGGUGACUAUAAAACAGGGUUUAGUGGCUGUGAUUGGAUAAUACAACGUUGUGGGGCCAGCCGUUACUCCACAAUACGAACCUAAAUGACAGUGAAAAGAAUGAACCCUGUACAGAAUAAGCAUCCUGUUUGCAAUAAGGCACUAAAGUAAAACUACAAAAAUAUGUAAAGGGCUGUACUUUGUCCUGAAUGAAGAGUUAUGUUUGGGACAAAUCCAACACAUUACGGAGUACCACUCGCCAUAUUUUCAAGCAUGGCGGUGGCUUCAGGUUCUGGGUAUGCUUGUCAUUGGCAAGGACAAGUUUUUUUUUUUUUUUUAGGAAACAGAGCUAUAAGCACAGGCAAAAUCCUAGAGGAAUCCCUGGUUGUCUGCUUUCCAACAAACACUGGGAGACAAUUUCAGCAGGACAAUAACCUAAAACAUGGCCAACUAUACACGAGUUGCUUACCAAGACGAUGAAUGUUCCUGAGUGGCCUAGUUUGACUUAAUGCAGCUUGAAAAAGUUUAGCAAUGAUCAGCAACCAACUUGAGAGCUUGAAGCUUUUUUUUUUUUUUUUUUACAGAAUAAUGGGCAAAUAUUGUACAAUCCAGGUGUGCAAAUCUUUUAGAGACUUUCCCCAGAAAGACAGAUGUAAUCACUGCCAAAGGUGAUUCUAAUGUGUAUUGACUCGGGGUUAAAUACUUACCUAAUCAAGAUACUGUAUAUUUGUUUACUUUUUCAUGUGGAGUAAGUCGUGACCCCUUUCUGAAAGGACUGUACUGCUCAUGUUCUUGUGGAAAGAUACUGUUUUCAUACCAUCUUCACUUCAGCUGCUGUGAGGGAUGAUCUCUCCGGUUUGUUUUACCCAGGGUAGGUUUCCAGUUGGCCUUAACCCAGGGUAGGUUUCCAGUUGGCCUUAACCCAGGGUAGGUUUCCAGUUGGCCUUAACCCAGGGUAGGUUUCCAGUUGGCCUUAACCCAGGGUAGGUUUCCAGUUGGCCUUAACCUAGGUUAGGUUUUUUUGUGUGGCCUUAACCCAGGGUAGGUUUCCAAUUGGCCUUAACCCAGGGUAGGUUUCCAGUUGGCCUUAACCUAGGGUAGGUUUUUUGUGUGGCCUUAACCCAGGGUAGGUUUCCAGUUGGCCUUAACCUAGGGUAGGUUUUUUUGUGUGGCCUUAACCCAGGGUAGGUUUCCAGUUGGCCUUAACCUAGGGUAGGUUUUUUGUGUGGCCUUAACCCAGGGUACGUUUCCAGUUGGCCUUAACCUAGGGUAGGUUUUUUUGUGUGGCCUUAACCCAGGGUAGGUUUCCAGUUGGCCUUAACCCAGGGUAGGUUUCCAGUUGGCCUUAACCUAGGGUAGGUUUUUUGUGUGGCCUUAACCCAGGGUACGUUUCCAGUUGGCCUUAACCCAGGGUAGGUUUCCAGUUGGCCUUAACCUAGGGUAGUUUUUUUUGUGUGGCCUUAACCCAGGGUAGGUUUCCAGUUGGCCUUAACCUAGGGUAGGUUUUUUGUGUGGCCUUAACCCAGGGUAGGUUUCCAGUUGGCCUUAACCUAGGGUAGGUUUUUUAAGUUAGCCUUAACCCAGGGUAUGUUUCCAGUUGGCCUUAACCCUCACAGUUGGACCUUUUGAGUACCUGUUACCCUCACACCACCUGCUAGUGUUUGAUCAUCUGUACUCUUGUCUAGGUACUGGUUCCAAUGCCGGUACGUGUUGAACCUCUUGUCUAGGUACUGGCUCCAAUGCCGGUACGUGUUGAACCUCUUAGUUUUUAGCCUACUGCUCUUUUACCACCCAAAUGGUGCCUGUACCACAGACGCUGUCACAUGCUAAAUAAAGUACUUGUAGAAUAAA